Molecule: messenger RNA, 1379 nt
Organism: Phaeodactylum tricornutum CCAP 1055/1
Lineage: Eukaryota; Bacillariophyta; Bacillariophyceae; Surirellales; Neidiaceae
Exons: 2
Coding region: 198-1193 (331 amino acids)
Source: RefSeq, a predicted model, not a curated record
AAAAAUCUUCUUACGUCAAUCGUAGACAAUGUUACUGUUAGUCUGUCUCCAGUGGUCUAUAUUACUCCUUGCGUUCGAGUCAGGGCCCUUUGCUUCUCAGCUAACUCAAAGACAUAACUCAUGCAUCUAGUUUCAAUUGCGGGUCGAAAUUUGCUUUACAGCCAUUCGAAAAAUUAUCGGUCUCCUUGCAGUCUAUUAUGAACUUUUCUCAACCUCGUUUUGCGAGGCAUCGUAGCUGGCGAAAGUUGCUUCCCGUACUUACGGUUCUCAGUCUACUCUCUUUUGGAUUCUGGAAUUGCUUUGCUCGGACCGGGGAUUCACUAGAAAGCGAGAUUCGCAAAGAUGCCCUCGGCGCGCCGAAUGGUAUGCCGGCUGAGCUUUCAACAGCGCUAGCUUACAAGCAAAGUUUUGGCUUUUUUGAUGAUAUUCUUGACGGGGCAUGGAGGAAAAUGCAGGAACGUGCCAGAAUUUUUAUUCAAUAUUCGAAUCCCCACAAUCCAAAUCAAGGUCAAACCGAUUCGGCCAGGUGGUAUGUUGAGAAUCUUGAACCUGAUUUUACUUGUCCACAAGUUCAGCGGGUCGGAGGACACGGUGAUGGACCGAAAUGGACCUGUGAUCCUAAUCGGCUUUUGAAAGAAGAACCAUGUCUGAUAUACUCGGUUGGCUCCGCAGGUAAAUACCAAUGGGAAGACGGCCUGAUCCACCUCUUGGGAGGUACGCAUUGUGAGAUUCAUGUGUUUGAUCCGGGAGCUUUUGCACGAUCCAGGGACGUGGAGGACAAAAAUAUUCACUACCACCAGUGGGGAUUCUCAAGCAGCUAUGUUAAAUCAUUUGUACCCGAUAUUUAUUCCAUGGGAGAAGCUUCCGGCAAACCAGUUAUGAAGACAUUUCAGGAUACCUUACGAGAGCUCGGUCACGUACAUCGUACAAUCCAUGUUCUGAAGCUAGAUUGUGAGGGCUGUGAAUGGGUGAACUACAGGGAUUGGAUUGAACUGGACAUUAGGCAGGUAUUGAUUGAGACGCAUCAGCUUCCUGAUCGACGAGCCGGGCCUGGUGCGCUGACGCCUUCCACUUUUUUUGAUGAAUUUCGGAAAAACAACUUUGCGAUGUUUAGUAAAGAAGCAAAUGUCAUCGCCCAAGGAACAUGUGUUGAGUUUGGAUACGUCAAGCUACAUCCUGACUUCUGGCACUGAUAGUGAUAACGCAUGUCUUUCGCUUACUCACCUUUGAGCGACCACUGACAGUGAGUGCAGGACGCAGUUCGCUACUUGCGGAUUUGAAAGUUCUCUAUAGUUUAAUUUGCGAGGCUUUGGAGGAUAAAAUGCAAUGGUAAAAACCGAUUUCACAGGCAGACUUAUAUAGACAGACAGUAAAUUGUC